This is a messenger RNA of Anopheles maculipalpis, 1763 nucleotides long. RefSeq names its product E3 ubiquitin-protein ligase MYLIP (gene dnr1). Bases 1 to 1743 code for a protein of 580 amino acids. The transcript has 4 exons. Lineage: Eukaryota; Metazoa; Arthropoda; Insecta; Diptera; Culicidae. Gene Ontology annotation, molecular function: ubiquitin-protein transferase activity. Gene Ontology annotation, biological process: ubiquitin-dependent protein catabolic process. Gene Ontology annotation, cellular component: cytoskeleton. The record is from RefSeq and is a predicted model, not a curated record.
AUGUGGUGCCUGGUGAACCUUCCCAACGGGACGACGUCCGGUGUCCAGUGUGAUCCGAAGCGGAUCAGCCAGGAGUGUCUGGAGAAGGUGUGCGCCGAUCUGGGAAUUAUCUGCGAAACCGAUUAUUUCGGCCUGAUCCCGGUACGCGAUGGCGAUAGUGUGGCGGACGUAGACGAGGGUACGGCAAAGCAGUGGAUCAACCUCCGCAAUCCGCUCCAUCUCUAUACGAACGACCGGACCCAUCCGAUCGUGUUUUCGCUGCGCGUUAAAUUCUGGGUACCGGCACACCUGAUACUGCAGGGUAGCGUACGUACGCUGUUCUUUAUGCAGGCACGCCAGGAACUGUUCGAUGGCCAUUUACGCCCAUCGAGCUGGGCUAAUGCAGCCUAUCUGGCUGCGCUUCUCUUGCAAGCGGACGGCUACAAGUACGAUCCGGCCAAAGUUCCCAGUGUGAGCGAAACGCCGAUCGUAGCGUCGGGAUCUAGUUCGGUAACUUCAUCUCCGGAACGACGGCCAGCCCAAGGGCUGCGACGUCCAUCGAAACGCAAAUGUUCUGAAAUUGAAUGUAAACGAGGCAGCGUUAGUUCGCAGAGCAGUGGUAGCUCUGGGAUGACGGGCGUACCGUUGGAUGAAAGUGUCCAACUGGCGGCAGGUCAAGUCACCGGAUCCCAGUCGCUGGGUGAUGGAUCUACCAGCGCGCCAAAGAAUAUCUAUCACCGUUACGGUGCACUUCGACCUGCAUUUGAAGAUGUCGAUGGAGAGGAAAGGACAACGGAGGUUCUACAACCCGCCAACUAUUACCAGCUGAUUGCUCAGGAGCAUGAAAAAUUGUCGCGAAUUCGGAUGACACCGACGUCGGCUCAGUACUGGCUGCUGGAGGAGAUCUGCAGCCUGGUUGGGUACGGGGAGGAGAUCUUCGAGGGUGUAACAAUAGCCGAACCGGCGGUAGUGUGCAAAAUCGGCGUUAGUCCUCACGGGCUUACGAUUGUUAAGGACGACGAAAAGUAUAGCGUUCCAUUCACCGCGGUAAAAGCGGCCAAAUCGAUUAAGCGUUCCUUCCGGCUGACGUACAUGAACGAAAAUCAUGAGGAAACGCACGUGGAGCUGAAGCUACCGUACCACCGGACCGCUGCCUCACUCUACCGGGCAAUCACGGAAAAGCACGUCUUCUACUCGUGCGAAACGGUGCGUCCGAUCGUAACGACACAGUUCAUACGCGAUCUCAAGGGUACGAUCGUGUCGAUGUUCAACGAGGACACCGAGCUCGGUAAACGGUACGUCUUUGACAUUCAGCGCACCUGCCGGGAGGUGUACGAUGCGGCACGGCGAACACUACACGCCCGUGGCAUCGAGAUUGCACCCAGUGCGGAUGAGCAUGCGGAAACGCCGGCAGCAGCGCUCGGUCGGCUGGAGGAAAGUCUCCGGAUGCGGCAGGAAGAAUCGGGCCAACUGGAGAAGCUGCUGGACGAGCGGAUACGGGAAGCGAUCACCUGCCCGAUCUGUGCGGAUGGUGAGAUCGAUACAACCUUCCUGCCGUGCGGUCACAUGACUGCCUGCAGAGCCUGUGCCGUACAAUGUGACCGCUGUCCAUUGUGCCGUGCCAACAUCGAAACUACCAGUAAAAUCUUUCUGCCUCCCUUGCUGCAGACACGCAAGGGUGCUGCAGGUUUGAAUGAGAGCCGACGGUCGUUGGAAAUUGAGACGGCAGCUGCAAAGGCUGCUAUCGCACCAUUGGUACAAUAGUUCUGGAUGAAUCUGUGCAU